Hymenoscyphus albidus is the source of this 742-nucleotide messenger RNA. The record is from the annotation of a GenBank genome assembly. NCBI's taxonomy places the organism in Eukaryota, Fungi, Ascomycota, Leotiomycetes, Helotiales, Helotiaceae.
AUGCGGCAAGUAGCUCAAAUUCAGUCUUCACAGCAGGCACUAACGAAAUUAGUCGUUCUUCUCGACGAAGCAGAUGUUUUCCUGGAACAGCGGAGUUUGCAUGACUUGCAAAGAAAUGCGCUGGUCUCUGGUAUUGAGAAAUCUACAAGUCUUUUGUUUCAAGACUAAUAGUUUUCCGUAGUGUUUCUACGUGUACUUGAGUAUUAUGACGGUAAGUCAUCUGUCUCACUGGUAUCAUAACUAGACACUUAAUUACUCUCCUAUAGGAAUCUUGAUACUCACCAGCAACCGCGUCGGCACAUUCGACGAAGCCUUCAAAUCCCGCAUCCAACUCGCCCUCCACUACAAAAACCUGAAACUCUGGCAACGCCAUUCAAUCUGGAAGAACUUCAUCAACCGCCUCAAAGGCUUCUCCGCAACCCAUCGAGCAGGAACCGUCAGCAAACCCAAGCGACAAGACUCCUUCCUAUCCACCUCCAAGGCCGCCAACCGAGACCUAGGAACCGACACGGCCGAUCUAAAGAAACACCUCGACGAUCUCGCCAAAGAGGAAAUGAACGGCCGACAGAUCCGGAACGCGAUUACGACGGCCCGCCAGUUGGCAAUGUAUAAAGAGGUGCAGAUGAAUUACGGGCAUCUGAAGCAUGUUGUUAAGGUUGCGGGGGAGUUUGAUAGGUAUUUAUUUCAGUUGCACGAGGAGGUAGAUGGUAAUGAGAUUAUGCGGGAGUAUGGCGUUCGAUAG